Messenger RNA from Lingula anatina, 6213 nucleotides. Its product is annotated as neurobeachin. The record is from RefSeq and is a predicted model, not a curated record. Gene Ontology annotation, biological process: intracellular protein localization. Gene Ontology annotation, cellular component: cytosol; membrane. Gene Ontology annotation, molecular function: protein kinase binding. NCBI's taxonomy places the organism in Eukaryota, Metazoa, Brachiopoda, Lingulata, Lingulida, Lingulidae.
AAUGGAUAUGGAGAAAGUGCAGAAUUAUUUCGACCGAUUUUGUUCAUGAUAUUCUAAUCUGAUUUGAGUAAUUGAUCGACUACAUUCACGUGGUAUCGGGAGCAUUCAAUUACUUGCAACUCAGUCACUAUGACCAGUGAGAGUUCGCAAGUGUAUGCAUCGCCUGCGCAGGAGGCAAAGACGGUGGAGGAGUUGCUCAAAAUGCCGGGUAGUACCGAGGUCAAAUUUGGAGUUUUGAUCGGGUUAAUUAAAGUAGAGCAGGUGACAAAUAAAGAAGUCGUGGAUACAUUGCUUCACUUGUUGGUUGGUGGUGAGCUGGACCUUGAAAAUAACUUCAUCAUACAAGAACCUGAAAAUAUCAAGCACAUGCUGCAACUAGUAGACACAUGCAAUCCUACUUUACAGGCUGAGAUCUGGAGCAUCUUCACCGCCAUCUUGCGCAAGAGCACACGUAACCUGCAGGCAUGCACAGAGGUUGGUCUGAUUGAGAAGGCGCUGCAGCAUUUGCAGGAAUCGGAUGAAGUGGUGGGAGAUCUCCUCAUUGACAUGAUGGGCGUGUUAGCAAGUUACAGCAUCACCGUCAAGGAACUGAAACUGCUGUUUGGGUUCCUGAAAGCAAGCAAUGGAAAAUGGCCUCGGCAUGCUGUCAAGCUAAUUUCUGUCUUGAGACACAUGCCACAAAGACAUGGACCGGACGAGUUCUUCAGCUUUCCAGGGAAGACAGGAGCUUGUAUAGCACUGCCCCCUAUUGCCAAAUGGCCAUACCAGAAUGGCUGGACCUUCUCUACUUGGAUCAGGCUGGACCCAGUGUCAGGAGGGAACAUAGAGAGAGAGAAACCAUAUCUGUACACUUUCCGUACAGCCAAGGGCCUGGGCUACUCGGCACACUUCAUAGGAAGUGCUCUGGUUAUCACCGCCAUGAAGAUAGCAGGGAAGGGAUUCCAGCACUGUGUCAAUUUUGAAUUUCAGCCCAAAAAGUGGUACAUGGUCACUCUGGUCCACGUGUACAGGCUAUGGGGGAAGAGUGAAGUCCAAGUGUAUGUUGAUGGUCAGAUGGUGUCCACCACAGAGAUGUCCUGGUUGGUCAGUGGGAAUGAGCCAUUCAACAAGUGCUUUAUAGGCACCACACAUGAGCAGAAAGAAGAGAGCAUGUUCUGUGGUCAGAUGUCCACUAUCUAUAUGUUCAGUGAAGCUCUCCAACCUCAGUACAUAGAUGCUAUAUAUCACCUUGGACCAGCAUAUAAAAGCCAGUUCCGGUUUACCAAUGAAUGUGACACUCAGGGACAUGAGAUCUUAUUUGAUGACAAGUUUCACUCCAGUAUUGUGAUGAUGUACAACCCUAUAGCCUGUGAUGGACAGCUCUGCCUGGAGUCCUCGCCUAAAGGAAACCCUUCCAUAUUUGUCCACACGCCACACGCUCUCAUGUUAGAGGGAGUAAAAGCAGUAGUGACCCACUCCAUCCACAGCACUCUCCACUCCCUAGGGGGGAUACAGACCCUGUUUCCACUGUUUGGUCAGUUAGACUGCGUACAGGAGAGUGCCAGUGAGGAGGAGAAAGUAGAUCACACAGUUUGCUCCACACUUUUGGCCCUCCUUUGUGACUUACUGGAGAGCUCCGUGACUAUCCAGCAGCAGAUGUUACAGAACAGAGGUUUCCUGGUGAUAAGUUACUUGCUGGAGAAGGCAUCACGUGAGCACCUGAGUGAAGAUGUCCUGAACUCUUUCCUGAAGUUGACCAAAUACCUGGUUGGGCUGCCCAAUGGUGGACCACUGUUGAAGCAGUUAUUUGACCAUGUGUUAUUUAACCCUGCUCUCUGGAUACACAGCCCUGUGGCAGUGCAGACCAAGCUGUGGACAUACAUGUCUACAGAGUUUAUUGCUGAUGCCCAAAUCUACACCAACAUCAGACGUGUCAGCGCUGUGCUGCAGACCAUGCAUUCUCUCAAAUAUUACUACUGGGUGACCAAUCCUAAAGACAGGAGCGGCAUCACACCCAAAGGAACAGAUGGGCCUCGUCCUGCCAAAGAAGAGAUCAUUAAGCUGAGAAGCUUGAUGCUGUCCUAUCUGAAGCAGCUGAUCAUGAGGGGGCCUGGGAUAUACGAGGACGAACUUCAGAGUUUGCUGAACUUCCUGACAACAGUGCAUGAGGAUGAAAAUCUGUCAGAUGUGUUGAGUCUUGUUGUGACACUGAUGGCAGAGCACCCCUCCUCCAUGGUGCCUGGCUUUGACAGGAAGAAUGGAAUCAGGACGGUGUUUAAGCUGCUGGCAUCUCCCAGUGAAAUGAUCCGGAUAAAUACACUCAAAUUCUUAGGAUUCUUCCUCAUGAGAAGUACACACAAGCGCAAACAUGACUCCAUGGGGCCAUACAACUUGUUCUCAUUGCUCUCUGAGAGGUUGUGUCUCCAUAGUAACGAGCUCACCAUGAACACAUACAAUGUGCUUUUUGAGGUGUUGACAGAGAGGAUGUCCAAAACUGUGAUUGUAGGCAAACACCCAGAACCAGAUAACAAUUUUAGGAUAGAAAAUUCAUUGAUUUUAAAGGUGGUGGCCACACUAAUAAGACAGUCAAGGCAGACAGAAAGUUUGAUGGAGGUCAAGAAAGUUUUCCUCUCUGAUCUCAUGAUUCUCUGUAAUAACAACAAAGACAACAGAAGAACCAUCCUACAGAUGUCUGUGUGGCAGGACUGGCUGUUCUCCAUGGCCUACACAUACCCCAGGAACCAGGAGGAGAGGAAGAUCACAGGCAUGGUGAUGGCUCUCUUCAAGAUGCUGCUUCACCAUGCCAUUAAGAUAGAGUAUGGGGGGUGGAGGGUCUGGAUUGAUACCCUGGCCAUUCUACAUUCAAAGAUAUCUUAUGAAGACUUCCGUAUCCACAUGAGCAAGGUGUAUCGUCAGUAUGAGCAGCAGCGUGUGGACCAUAUCUCGGACCCCCAGGCCAGGCAGACCCAUCCUGUCAGCACCAUAUCUGGCAUCUCAGAUGAACACACAUACACCAAGCCGGCUCCCAAGAGUACUGUCACUGUCACAGAAAUCAAAGAGAAUGGUGAUACUGGUGCAGACAGCACAGGAUCAACAGAAACAGAACAAAGAGUACAAGAUACAUCAACAAUUGAGGGGAAAGAACAAAUACAAAGUGGAGAUAAAGAACAAGAAGACAGUCCUUCCAAAGUUAGUGAGAAUGCAUCAUCCCCUGUGAAGAGUGUUUCUGAAAUGGAUGGUGCUGAAUUGGAAAAAGGUGUGAGAGAAUUUUUGAAUGAAGUGAUCCAAAAUGCUGUGAAGAAAGUUGAGGAAGAAGGUAAAGAUGGCCAGGAAGGCGGAAACGUUGCUCAGGAGAAGACUGAGGUUUCUGUGGAGAGUGAGAAAGACACACUUGCUGGAGUACAUGACAACAAAGCUGAAAGCCAGGAGCGUAUUGAACAUGAAAGCAGCUCACAGCAGUCACAACCAAAGGAUCAGACAGGAGACAGUGCCAAACAACGCCCUGCUGGCACCAGGGGGCAGCAUCACUUCAGCCCAGGACCAAGAGCGCCACCUUUUAGGAUCCCAGACUUCAACUGGUCCACCCUGCACCAGCUGCUGCUGUCAGACCUGCUGUUUGCAGUGGAACAAGAUGUCCAGGUCUGGAAGACUCACAGCAGCAAGACAGUGUUAGAUUUUGUGAAUGCCUCAGAUAAUCACAUAUUUGUGGUUAACACCAUCCAUAUGAUCUCGCAGCUCGCUGAUGGCCUGAUCACAGCCUGCGGGGGAUUACUACCACUGCUAGCAGCCGCCACAUCCCCAUCAGGGGAGAUGGAGAUCCUAGAAGCCAGCCAUGGUCUGACCUUGGAGCAAGCUAUUUCCUUCCUACAUCGCCUUGUUCACCUGGCAGACAUCAUGUUGUUUGCCAGCACUGCUAGUCUCCCAGAACUGGAACAAGAGAAGAACAUGGCCAGUGGAGGGAUACUCAGGCAAUGUCUGAGAAUGGUUUGUACAGCUGCAGUAAGGAAUUGCCUAGAAUGUCGCCACCGUGAAUUCACCCGUGGCAGGACUAGAACAAGGUCAAGGUCAGGGUCAGUGACCUCCUCCCCCACUGGACUGGGGCCCAAUGGUAUCCAGGUGGCCAACCCCAUCAUACAGUCUCUUAUCAAUGGAAUCCGACCAUCCACUGAAAACAUAGUUGAACACCUGGGCAGCCAGGAGAACCCAGUGAAGGACCCAGAAAAACUCCUCCAGGAGAUGGACAUCAACAGACUCCGUGCUGUGGUCUACAGAGACAUUGAGGAAACCAAGCAAGCUCAGUUCUUGUCUCUAGCCAUCGUGUACUUUGUCUCUGUUCUGAUGGUUUCUAAGUACCGCGACAUUCUGGAGCCGCCCAGCAUUCCGUCCACACCAUCUACAGUGGGUGUCAGGAUAGGCCGCUCUGCCUCACAGAUAGAGGAGGAAGAAGAAUCUGUAUCACCCAGAAGGAUUGUGACCAGACCAGAUGCAGACGUAGCUGUCACGAGGCCACCUGAGGACCAUGCUGUGAGCAGGGCAAAUGGUGAGGUGGCUGCCAGCAAGCAUGGGGAGGAGAAGACAGUGUCCUCAGGAGAACCACCUGCUCCACAGCCCACACCAGAUGACAUGGGGACAGAGACAGCCUCACAAGGAGAUGCUGACAAAGUAAACGAGUCUGAGAAGGAAGAAGAGCAAGGAGAAACCGUACCUGCAGAUGAGAAAUUGGACUCUCACUCUGAGGAAAAGAGUGAGGAGGCUAAAGUGGAUGAGGAAGGUGAUAAAGCUAAUGUCUUAAGAGAUGUUGUUGCUCAAGCAAUGGAGGAAGGAGACACUGAGAAAGAGGACACAGAAAAAGAAGAAACUGUGGAGAAUGGAGAACCCGAGACUUCUGAUCAGACUACAGAUGACAGUGGUGGGACAGAAAAAACCCAGGAACCUGUUGGAUUGGAAGAAGUUAGUUUGGAGGAGGAGAGAAGAAAUGACAGGCCAGAACAGGAUGGCAGCCAGGAGGAAGCAGAAGAGUUCCCACAUCCUGGACAUCAGGAGACAGCUCAGCAACAGCAGCAGAUACCACCACAUACUGCACCAGAUGCUGGAGACAGUGUGAAGCCGGAGGAGUUUAAGCGUAUGGAUGCAGACCCUCAUGCAGAGAAUGCCAUUGCUUCAAUUCAGUUUGCAGGCAGUGCAGAAGGUGGAGGAGGAGAUGGGAAAGAGGAACGUAAGAGGCCAGAGAGUUUUGACUUCAGCAAACAUAUGCCAGGUACUGUAGAAAAUCUACCAGCACCAGAGGAUGAGGGGACCUUAACAGAGAGAUUGGAGAGAGCACUUGGCACCAGUGCCCCACUUCUCAGGGAGAUCUUUGUGGACUUUGCUCCUUACUUGUCCAAGACGUUGAUGGGGUCCCAUGGACAGGAGCUGCUGGUGGGAGGUUUGGUUACUCUGAAACAGAGCACAUCUGUAGUAGAGCUGGUAAUGCUGCUGUGUUCCCAGGAAUGGCAGAACUCCUUGCAGAAACAUGCUGGGCUGGCUUUUAUAGAGCUGGUCAAUGAAGGAAGAUUACUGGCUCAUGCUACCAGGGAUCAUGUGGUGCGUGUUGCCAAUGAAGCUGAGUUUAUUCUGAACAGAAUGAGAGCUGAGGACGUGCAGAAACAUGCAGAGUUUGAGUCAUUGUGUGCUCAGAGCAUGCAUGAGCGCCGUGAGGAGGAGAAGUUAUGUGACCACCUGAUCAGCUCUGCCAGGAGGAGGGACCAUGUCAUAGCUACCAAACUGAGGGACAAAGUCAUCAACAUUAUGACCAACAAACAUGGUGCUUGGGGCUCUGAAGACCAGAGUGGCCAAGAGUUCUGGAAGUUGGACUCGUGGGAAGAUGAUUCUAGACGACGGAGAAGAUUUGUCAGAAAUCCGUAUGGUUCCACACAUCCUGAGGCUGCCCUUAAAGCCGCAAUAGAACAUGGCGCUGCCGAGGAUGCCGUGAACUCAGCACGGGAGGCUCUCCAUGCACACCUGGCCGCCAUGCAGCAGAAACAGCAGCAACAGCCAGACUUUACUGAUGAGGAACUCAUGGCAGUGGACGAGAAAGAACUAGAGAUUGAAUUUGCAGGUCCUGUAGCUUUGACCACUCCCUCCAAGCUAGUGGCCCCAGGGGUGGUCAUCAACGGCACCAUGUCCAUCACUAAGUCUGAGCUCUACUUCGAGCUUGAUGAAGAAGAUGCCAGCAAUAAGAAGAUUGACCAAAAG